Messenger RNA from Porites lobata, 11059 nucleotides. The record is from the annotation of a GenBank genome assembly. Lineage: Eukaryota; Metazoa; Cnidaria; Anthozoa; Scleractinia; Poritidae.
AUGUCAUAUGACGCGGUACCCGAUUCAGAGCCAGUGGGAGCAGCAGAAAACGUGACAGACAGCGAAAACGAGGACGCUGUCGCCACGCUGGUGGAGAAACCAAAAUGUUGCUGUCCUUGUUGGAAUCGCAGAGUUUUUUUAGGGGGAAACAGACGUGCUUAUGUAACGGUGUUAGUCUUAUUUCUCAUAAACCUUCUGAAUUAUAUGGACCGGCAAACGAUACCAGGUAAGAAUACCAUUGCAAUGUUGUAUUCUCUGGACGGAAAUUUAAUGAAUGGCCAUUUUUCUCCCUUACCCCGCCCCCUUUAAUUCUGAUAAUUUCUUCAAGGAGCCCCUACUGCCUCCCAAAUGCACACCAGAAAGGGCUUGAGAAGAAUUGUAAAAGAACCCUGCCACUUGUAUGAAUUCCUCUCAAAUCUUUACAAAACAAAGCACUUGAAACAAAUUAACAAACCAAAAACCAAAAGAUUAAAUUACCCACGAAAAAGAAUCCAUUCCUUUUCGAUAUUAUUACAUAUCUAUUGUCCAUACCUCUGGCAAUGUGUAGAAAACCAUAUGUUUGUAUAUGAAGUAAUAAUAUGUUGGAGUUGAAAUCAGUGUUUUCAGGUUAAGCCAGAAUUUCCUUUGUCUCCCGUGAAUAAUAUUAUGGCGAGGAAGCAGAGGAAAUUCUGAAUCAAGCUUGGUUUAUUACUACCCAAGAUUGCAUUUUUACUAAGAAAACAUAAACAGCAGUUGUGUCUCAAUUUGCUGAUAAAAAGGAUACAAUUAUUUCGAGAAAGGUUGUCAGAAAAAAUGUGCACACAACAAUCCCGAAAGGUAACAUGGGAUAUGAUCAAUACACUGUUCCUGAUGAUUGCAGCUGUCGAAUUUAUUUGUGUUGCUUUCCUGUAGCACUCGCAAACAUAUGUUCAUGGCCUCAAGUGCCAUUCUUUCAAAUUUCUUUGAACAAAAGUGAACUCAAAACCACCCACAAUACCUUUUGGGAUUGUCACAUGCACUUUUUCUGACAACCUUUCUCGAAAUAGCUGUAUACUUGAUUACAUAAAUGUCACUCUAGAAUCCAUCUUUGGAGACCCGGGGGGAUCAGUUAGGUCAGGAAUAAAAGCAGAUCUUGAAAACUUUUGCAGCCGUUUUUCCUGACCCGACUGAUCACGUCUGGGUCUCCAAGGAUGUCUAGAAUCAUGAUAUGUGAAUAAAUGAUGAGAUGCAAUUUAUUAGAAUUAAUUUUGAAUAUUUGCUCUGUUUUUGCGUUAGGGCUUUUGGAUGGAAUUCAGAAAUAUUUUGGUAUACAAAAUAAUGACUCAGUAGCAGGCUUGUUACAAACUGUGUUUAUCUGUAGCUAUAUGCUUCUUGCUCCUGUAUUUGGUUUUCUUGGGGAUCGAUACAAGAGAAAAUAUAUAAUGGCAGCAGGGAUAUUAGUUUGGUCUGGAACUGUUUUUGCUAGCACUCUGCUCAAUAAAGAUGUAAGUAAUGAAAGAUACAGUGUCACCAUGAUUUAGUACUUACAUAUGUAAUUACUUAGGAAAAAAAAACUACCAUAAGAACACUAACAGUGUCGUAGUCCUGUUAAAUCAUAUUAAUAGUGCUCAUUGUAAAGACUAUCAUAAUGUUAUUAUAAAGCUAUUAUAAAGUUGCCAACUCUAUUAUAUAUUAAAUGUCUUGCAGAGGUUUACAAAGAAUUUGGGCGAAGUUAAAUUUAAGUUUGGUUUCUGAAGAGAGCCUGCCAUUUCAAGUUUAACAAAAGAACUUCAACUUUAUUAUAUAAACACUAAUGAAAUACCAGUUUAGCUUUCACACGAAAACAUGAGAUCUUCACUUGUGAACAUACCAUGUUAUUUUUACUGGUGAAAUGAUGAAUUUGCACUGUUCACAGCCAAGAAAUGUUUAAGUGAAAUAUGGGGCUGUAGUUUGGUAUUUCAUUGCUGUUUACUUAAAUAAUAAUAGAACAUUACAUGGCUGCUUCGAGAUAAACAAUUUUUCUUCUCAUGUUGAUUAAUAUUUUACUGAUUGGCUGCAUUUACUCAUGAAAUAUUUUUCAGCACUUGAAGAGAAAUUUUGUAUCUCUGCACAGCCGUGUAUUAUCCUCUAUUUUUUCUCUUUGACUGCAGUCUUUCUGGUGGUUCCUUGCCCUUCGUGGUGUUGUUGGAAUAGGUGAGGCUAGUUACUCAACCAUUGCUCCCACCGUCAUAGGAGACCUUUUCACUGGAGACAUGAGGACUAAGAUGCUCUCAGUUUUCUAUUUUGCCAUUCCUGUUGGAAGGUAUAUAGUGUAAUCACAAACUGGGGUGUUUAAUGUUAUGUAGUAUCCAACAGAAAUAGAGGAGAAGUAUCUCAGAAAGAUACUUUCAGCACGAAAAGAUAAUAAAAAUUCGUAUCCCCAAGCGGCCAUGUAAUGUUGUGUUUAUUUUAUAGAUACUGAUGAAAUUCUUACAUAAAACACAAUUUUUUUAAAAUUCAUUUUCGAAACAGCAAAAUAGUGCAAUUACAGUGGUCACCUAUCGCAAAGUGCCUGUCACAAAAAGGUUAUGAAACUCGGAUAUAAAGUUAUAAAGGAGAAAUAAAGAUGACAAUACUUAUAUUUUCUGUUCCGAAAAGUCAAAAUUAAUGUUAGUAACCAUGGCGACACCAAUAUCCUCACAUGUGAAAGAUAAAAAAUUAAUAGUAUCUUCACUGCGUGCGAUGAAGAUAUGACUUUUUAGUAAAAGGAAAAAUCCUGUUAUUUCAUCAGUAUCUAUAUAAUAAAAAGGAAUAUGUCAUUGAAUAAACUGGGCUGGAAAAGGUGUGGGACGAGUGAUUUUCUUUCUAGGUAAGCAACUUUUGAAGCUCACUGUCAAUGAUCCAGGGUUCAAGCAGAUCAUCCUCCAACUAAAUCACAAAGCAAAAUAUGAGAUCUGCUUGUGCAAAGACAUGCUGAAAUUCAAGUUUGAUUGGAGCAAUGAAUAAAGCCUUGAUGUAAACAUUAGAAGAGUGAUGUAGGAAUUGGUAUUGACUGAUCACUUUUGCAUGUACUAAUUACGUAAAAAUAUGAAAUAUAUUUUUUUACAUGUUAUUGUACAAGUCCAGCUGAUGGCCUUUUUGAUACAAAACAUGUGGCUUACAGGCUUGGAAGCUUAAAUUUAUCUUAGACCAUAAAAGCAAUAGUAAAUAUUACACUGGUUUGAAAAUGAGCCAUUUGUCCGAUGGUGUCGCGGUUAAAUAUGGAAGGAAAAACAAAAUGAAUUCUAGUCUUAGUCGUAAAAAUGCGUCAUCAUGCAAAGAAUAAUUUGUGAUACCUGAGUGAUAAUACACUUAAGUUGAUUUUAAAGUAUCAUGUCAGUAUAAUUUAUAUAAAUAUUUUAUAAUAAUCUUAAAGCUUUAUUGGCUUGCUCAUUCCUUGAUGCAAUCAAUUUGAAUAAAUUUAAAUAAGAUUAUGAUAAUUUUUUAAUAUUUUUGUCAUAUGUUUUGUCUUAGUGGCCUUGGUUACAUAGUUGGUACAACAGUUGCCGGGGCUUUUGACAAUAAGUGGCAGUGGGGACUUCGUGUAAGAUACUUUUCUGUAUUUAUUUGUUUUUCAAAAGUCCCUUUUUGCUUCUUUGUUAACUAAAAAGAAAAAAUUACAAUUGAUAUGUACUUCUUCCAAAAAAAUUACCCCUCAAAUUUGACUCUUAACCUUCUAAACCUCCAAAAUCCAAGUUCAAACUUUCUAAACUGAUCUCCAUAUAUUUCCUUAAAGAACAUUAUUUGAGAGGAUUUGUUUCAAGGUUCAAAUUAUUUUCCGUUAGGUUAUCAUUUUAUCAUCCUCAGAGACCCAGGGACAGAUAGUGGGGGCGAAAGAAAGUCGAAACACGGGGAAAAAUAUGGCACAAAUGAAAAGUAAAGAACGGCGAGAAGAGCCCUUGGGGACAAUGUCUUACCAGACCAUUUCCAAACGGUCGCCGCCGUUCUGGCUUCUGAUUGGUGCCAGAAAAACACAAGUUUUCUGGCACCAAUCAGAAGCCAGAAUGGCGGCGACCGUUUGGAACUGGUCUGGUAAGACAUUGUCCCCAGGCGCUCUCCUUGCCGUUCUUUACUUUUCUUCGUUCCAUAUAUAUUUUCCCGCCCAUUUAGACUUUCCUCACCCCCUUUAUCUGCCCCUGGGUCUCCAAGGAUGUCAUUUUAUCGAUUCUUAUAUGGUCAAACCACAGACACCCGCUUAUUAUUGCAGACAGUUUGCUUUGUCCCUGCGGAAAGAAAGCACUUGAAAGCCCUUACAUUUUCUCUAAAUUUACCCCACAUAACAUGGACACCCCGUCAAUACGAACACUUUCUACGACCCUCAGUGUCUGCAUUAAUGUGCUUUGGCCAUCAUUUUACUGUAACUUAAUUUCUUGAUUUUUUAUUGACAAUGGUAAGAGAAAAUUGAUGCUGGUUACCUUUGGAACGUAAUGCGUUAAAUGAUCCCGAUCUCAAAAUGAUCAAGGCCUUUUUUCUGUGCGCCCUAAAAAUUAUCCCCAAAUAUGUUUUGGAGUGGAAUGGAAUGGUAUACCACAAUAAAGGGGAAUUACCCCAGCUAACCUUCCUUCUAAUUCAGUUGUGCAUCAGUGCACGUGUUUUUUAACAUUCUUAUAAAAUCUUAUCCUUUCUUUAUUCACAUUAUAUAUUUGCUUUAGCUGUAGAACAGAUUGUACAGCCUUCCAAAAACGGGUGUGAAAUUAAAAAGUGCAAUGUUUCUACCACUUUCGGUUAUUUUGUUCAUUAUUCAAGCAGCUCAAAAUCAAAUACCCUCCAUUGUCAAUGUCUCAUUUGAAGCUAUCUCUUUUUUGUGCAGGCAACACCUAUGCUUGGUGCUGUGUGUGUCUUCCUGUGUGUCUUCGUUGUUCAUGAACCAAAAAGAGGAGCAAUAGAGAAAGGGGAAAACCCAAAUGCUGUUUCAGCUUCCAAUGUACACAACACAUCCUCCUGGCUCACUGACGUGAAGUAUAUUACCACAGUGUGAGUUUUAGUUUAUUUUCAUGAUUCACAAUGUGUACCACAUUUAUACAUCUGUCUCUCCUCACUCCUCGACACUAGUCACUGGCAGCAAGCAGCAAGGCGAGACAGCUGUAUUUGCAGGCUAUGUAUUUAAGAGCUUUUGACUUAUUACGUCUGAAAAACCUGCAUGUGAUACUUUUUUCUCUUCAUCUAUUAUCUUUGACUGUAGAAGAUGAAAAAUUGAUAUUGUCCAAGCAACAAUAAUGCUGGUCAAAAAUAAUACUUUUGAGCAUCAAGUGCCAGAAAUUUCAGAAAAAAAUUGUGAGUUCUUAAUGAGAUUCAAACUCAUGAUCCUCCUUAGAUUGGAUGCUCUUUCACUGAGCUCCUGGAGACUCUAUGGUGAGCAGGGCCAAAAUUUAAUUAAUUACACACAAGGUAGAGAGGAAUGUAUCAGGGUCUUGCUCAAAAUUAACUGUCAACCAAUGCAUAAGACCAAGGCUGUUCAAUAUUUUUUUUUAAGAGGGGGGAAUCAAGCAUCAUAGUUAAAGUUCAGAAAAAAAUUGUGAGCACCAGAUAAGAUUCAAGGUAAAUCUAGUUUCAACAUUAGGUGUCUCCCUGGCAUUUUUUAAAAGCUGGGAACAGAAUAAGAUGACGUGCAUGAAGAACUUUUUAACCUUUUUUUAUAUUAAUUUUAUAUCUUUGUUUUAUUCUUGCUUAUGACAUGAUAGGAAGAGCUUCAUUUGGUUGACCUUGGGGUUCACUUGUGUUGCAUUUGUUACUGGUGCUUUGGCAUUUUGGGCCCCUAAAUUUCUACUCUAUGCAAGCCAUACACAGGGAAUAGAUGAGAGUGAAAGAAUGUGAGCACAGAUGAGUAAUAUUGAAUAAGGGUGUACUGGUAAUCCACAUUGGUCAGUACUCCUUUUAUAGAGGUUCUGAUCUUUGUACAGUAAUCAGAGUAUUUGAAGGUGAAAUAGAAUGUAGGUAAAGUCUGUGCUCAGGUUAAAUUAACUAGUAUUUGUCCUUGUCGGGGUUCUAUAAGUAUGGGUAAUAGCAUGAUGUGUAGUGAUAUUUGGCAUAAAUACCACACAUGAUAUUUUGAAAUUAUUGUUGUAUGUAAUUUCACAAGCCAUUAGGCGAGUGAAAUGUGAGACAAUUUUAAAAUAUCACGUGUGGUAUUUAUGCCAAAUCAGGGGCGGAUCCAGGAUUUUUUUUAGGAGGGGGUGCACUCGUCUCUUGCUCUACUUCAACAACAAUAAACCACAUAGUUUUUUCUUUGCAGAAUACCAGAAUACCAGAAAACCGCCGGUCAUCUCAGGGGGGGGUGCGCACCCCAUGCACCCUGCCCCUAGAUCUGCCCCUGCAAAUAUCACAUACAAAUCAUGCUAUUAUUUGUUUAUACUACUACCCAUAGAAGGUUUGAAUUUUCACAUGUAGGUAUUUCAAAUUACGCUGAAAUACCACUGCUCUAAGCCAAUCAAAUUGCAGAAAUUUCUCAUGUAGUAGUAUAAACCUAGUAACCCUGAGGUUGAAUUUUGAUUUUACCAUAGAAUGGACUUCACCUAAAACAGAUCCAUGAUUAGACUAAAGAGCAGUUAGUUGAUCUUGUUGGCAUGUGUGAAAAUCACCACACACCAGGAUAUGUUCACAGCAGGGAUGACAUUUUUCAUUUCUCUGCAAUACAAUAUAAAGCAAUCUAAUCCAGUCCAAUCCAAUCUAUCGUUGAUAAAGUAGGUUAGUUGUUGAUGGAGGUGGCCUCAAGGCUGAUGUAGAGCUACUGUUUCUGUCUCCUGUAGUAAAUUACCUAUCCAAAGCCAGUUGUAAUGAUACAUUUAACUCUAAAAUCCUACGGUGAUUAGAAAAGUUAAAUUACAUUAUAGUUGUAUAAUCCACAGCAGUCUGCUGAGAUAAUGAUAUUUGUGUUCCUAUAGUAAGAUAUAUUUAACAGUUAAAAAAAAUGUAGGACAAGAAAAGUAGGUCCCAUUAUUAAGUCGGGACUGUAUAGUAACUUAAUUCCACCAUUAUGAAUCAAAAUAAGCAAGUUAGCCAUUGAAAACAAGAAACGAUUAGUAUUAUUUGCAGGCACCCCUCCCCCAGUGCCUCUGCCCCCAAAAAUAUAGCAUGAUAGUAUAUCGUGACUAAUUGACUUAACCGGAAAUUCCAAAAAUUAAAAGGUAAAUGUCAGAGUAUGUGUGCAUUACGUCUAAAUUUGGAGGGCUGGAUGGCACAUAUUCACACAAGACUUCACCAAGUCACCCUCCAGGAUGGAAAUUCGCAAUGUUAAAACUAAAAAAAAAAGAAGAAGAAGAGGCAGAGCUGAAAACUUAAGUUAAUGUUAGCCCUAUGGGCCAGCCCCGACUAAUCAGUCUUCUUAGUGUUUCACAUUGCUUCAUUAUUAAAAGAGAAACAAUCGAUUUCACACUGCUUCACUACCCAGAGAAGAAAAUGAGGAAUAAUUUGACCAACAACAUUGAAUGAUGGAGAAAUGUCAUUGUGUUACACAUACAUUUUGCCUUUCACAGUCAGGACCUUAUUUUUACUGCUAUGUGAUAUAAGAUGUCAGGGGCACCCAACGAGAAUAUAGUUCAAAACCACUUAAACAUAGCAUUGUUAAACGUAUUUUAGUAUUUAAACGGUAGAUAUAGGCAUAUUUUUAUCCCCUAAAAAUUUUUCAUCUGUUCGGAUUUCCUAGCUGAAAGUCUAGUGAUCCGAAAAUUAUAGGGAUCAAAACUUACCUUUUCGAAAAUUUCAGCAAGAAAAAAGGCUUCCGAAAAUUCUAGGUGACCUUUUUAGGAGAAAAAUCCGUUAAAAAUAGGCAAUUAUACCAUUUUUUAGAUGGUCGAAAAUCCUAGGAGAGGCAGGCAAGCAAGAAAUUUUACAACAAAUGUUUCGAAAAUUCUAGAUCUCAAAUCGUCUUCCGAACAGAUAUUCUUCCGAAAAUUGUCGUUGGGUGCCCCUGAGAUGUGAACCAUGCUUAACAGCCGAACGACUUGAGUCUUCAGUUAAAUAACCCCCAGAUGAUGAUAAGGUCAUUGUUUCAGCAGCAAAGGAGUGACAUUUUUCUUUUCAAUUUCAUUUUGAAGUGUCAACUUAAAGGUUGGCGGCAUCACUUGUGCCGCUGGAAUAUUAGGUGUGUGGCUGGGUGCAGAAAUAGCCCAGCGGUACAGAGUCCAAAACAGAAAAGCAGAUGCUCUUGUAUGUGCGGUUGGAUUACUAUCUUCAGCGCCUUUCCUCUAUGUAUGUCUUCUGUUAGCAGAUAAGAACAUCAGAGUUACAUAUGUGAGUAGUACUACGAUUUUAAAUGGGUGUUGUUCAUGGUUACUUGUUAAUUAAGUUGGCAAAAUAUUGUGCUUACCUUGUACUACUUUUGUUUUUUCAGGCUCUUAUAUUCUUUGGUGAGGUGCUACUCUUUAUGAACUGGGCACCUGUUGGAGAUAUGGUUUUGGUAAGGCAAAAACAUUUUUCUAUCAGUAGUGUCAUUGUCAUUGAAUAUGAUGGACCAUGGCUAUUUAGAGUUUUUAAACAAGUAUUAUUAUUCAUUCAAAAUAUUUCCUCAAUUCUGAUUGGCUAAAAGCACACGCAUAAUUCACCAUAACCAGCUACUGAUGACCAAAUUUGGAGGAAUUUUGCGAUUAAUGAACGGAUGAUGUCAAAAGUGCAGCUUCCUUGCAGGUUAAUGCACUGUUAACUGAGAACACUUGGGGACGAGGUUGAGUUGUUUUGGUUGCAAAAACAAAAAUGCCGGACAUUUCACUCCUUUCAAGAGUAAGAGCUAGGCGAAAUGAUAGCUAAAAACAUGGCAAGAACAGCAAAAGACAACUCGAAGGGCGACAUCUGCUAUUUGGAGAAUAUUUGCAGAGGUGAACAACCCUAAACGUGCUCUAUCGAAAAUGAACUUAACAUCGAUGGAGGUAAGCAUGUUUAAGCUAUGUUUUUAAACUCAGAAUUGAUUUGAAUGAUUAAUAAAACAAUUAUUGAAUUAUAUUAUUGUGGAAUUAUAUGAAGAAUUAUGGAGAUCUCGGAGGGUGUUAUCCUCCUUGGCCUACGGCCUCGACAGAUAACACCCUCCUCAAUCUUCAUAAUUCCUCAUAACAUACUCAGCCUCAUUCAUUAAUUGUUAAUUAUUGAUUUCAGUAUAUAAUCAUUCCUGCUCGUCGCUCAACUGCUUCAGCUGUUCAGAUUCUUGUCUCACACUUGCUGGGUGAUGCAGGUAGUCCAUGGCUUGUUGGUCAGGUAAGAUUCUUAAACUCAACAACAGAUUUCAUUACACUAGCUGAGCAUAGUGAAUGACUCAAACAGAUAAUGCAUAACAAGGUUUAAAACCCUGACUUACGAGAGCGUAUACUAGCUGACUUUUUAUAAGCUUGGUUGGGAGGUCUUACUCGGGACAACCAAAAAAAACAACCCCAGCCAGAGUUGAGAGUUCUAAGCCUGAUCAGUUUUUAAGUUUGUUGAGCUGACCACUCCGUCACACCACCACUACAUUUUGCCGGGUAGGAUGUGUCAAGUACAGUAAACGCCCACAAAUAAGAACCUACUUUUUUUGAAGUUUGGCAAAGUAAGUUUGGGAUUCUUAUUGGCAAUUUUGGCGAAGUGGAUUCUUAAUUUCUGUGAAGGAGAUAACUGAUUGUUGAUUGCCCAAAUAAGAAAUAAACUUGGGUUUGGUCCUUAAUUAUACAGUAUUUAAUCACAACUGCAUUAUUAAAACCAUAACAAAACUGAUUACAGUAUUUAUGUACGGUUUGGUACAGUAUGUUCUUGUUAUGCUUAAAUCCUUGGUUAAAGUUAUUCGUCAUAAUUUAACUGCAACCCACAUAUAAGAACCUGCUUGAUCUUGCUUGGCGCUAAACGGGUUCAUGUAUUUUUGUGUAUUAAAGUGGCAAAUUUCUGUCAGAAGGUUCUUAAUCCAUUAGGUUCUUAUUCACAGGUGUUUUUUGUAUCAGCCUUAUACUACCUCUGUCUCUUGGUCUUCUCACUGCCAAUAAUGCCCAACGUAAAAAAACUCCUAAUUUCGUGUUGUAGACUAAUAAGAAUAAAAAACUAGCACGUUAAAUAUUACUGCCGAAUAAGUUUCAUCUAGAAUGUUCACGUCAGUGCAUUAAUUGGUCCACCGUCUUAAAGGUUUAAACUGCAUACUGAAUGAAUCGUACAAUGUUUAAGUACUGGUGAAGAGGUUUCUUUUGCACCGUAGGGUUUUAUUCACAGAGCUUAGAGUUACAACAUACAAAAUAAACAGUACCGUGCGAAGGUACUGCUACCAACACUUACUGCUACCCUACGAGAAGUGGUUUCUCCAGGCUGGACGCUAUACUAUGUAGCCUAAGGCCAGGAGAUACCACUGCUCGCAGGGUAAGGUACUGCUAAAGUGGAGACUGCAAUUGAAUGGUCUCACCGUGGCAAGGUAAGGCUCCCUUUCAUAGCCUCACAAUUUAAGGGUUAAACCAUGAUUCUAUUCUUUUCUAUACAGGUUUCUGAUCUAAUAAGGGGAUCAAAGACCACCGAUGCGGCUCGGGCAACAAGCAUGGAGUAUUCGCUUUUGAUGACAACAUUCAUUUCUGUCUUGGGUGGAUUUUGUUUCAUAAUGUGCUCAUUCUAUCUGGAAAAAGAUCGAGAAAAAGCAGACGAAUAUAACAGGACUCAUGAUGAUGAAAGCUCACUGUUAAGCUCUGUGGCCGCAGAUAAUUAUCCUUCCAAUUGUUGUGCAAACCAGACAUUAGAAAAUGAUGACGAUGAUGAUGAUCACCUGAUAGGAAUAGAACCUGACACUCCUACUACUCCAACUCCGUCUGAAGGAGAAACACUUGUAGUUCCAGUCGAUGUUCAUACUUCGGUACCAGUCCAAGAAAUACACGGCAACCACGUUAUGUGAAUACUGACCAUUUUCAUCAAUUUGUAACAUAUAAUUUCAUUUUUAUAAUACUGAAUCGUACUGCGAAUGAAAAGAAAAAAAUGAUUUCGUUCUUUUAUAUUUCUUUAGUGAUCUUUUGAAAGAUUGCUUGGAUGAACGUUUUUUAUGAAAACACCUUGAAUAUUUCCUAAUUUCAGUAACGUUUUAUAUUCGCAUUUUAAAAUAAGACAGACAGACAGUACAGGUAUUUUUGAUUGGAUUGUGAUCUGCACCUAAAGACGUGUC